AUGUCGAGUGGUACCUCUAAAAGUUUAUCCCUUCGGCGAGGCUUCUCAUACCUGCAGCAUAUCCUUAUCGAUAUCUGGAUUGACCAAGAAGGGUUUCGUUCCGUACGGCCUGUCUUCCGGCUCAAGGGAUAUUCUAGGGCAACACCUCAUCCGGGUAGCCGGAAUGCCAUGUCGUCAUCUAACUAUGCUAGCGAUGAGAUCGACCCCCGCACCGCAAGGGCAGACUUCCUACCGUCAAAGCGAGAAAUCUUUACAUUUCAUCACUCCGCCCUGGAUAGUCCUCCCGUUCUGCGGCGUCUGACCGUCAACGGGGACGAGUCUCGGGAUUACAUCUCC
This is a messenger RNA of Gloeophyllum trabeum ATCC 11539, 336 nucleotides long. RefSeq lists its product as uncharacterized. Lineage: Eukaryota; Fungi; Basidiomycota; Agaricomycetes; Gloeophyllales; Gloeophyllaceae. The annotation marks the transcript as partial. The transcript has a single exon. The record is from RefSeq and is a predicted model, not a curated record.